UUGGAGUCCACAGCACCACCUGGUGUAUAAUAAUGUAGCACAUGCCGGCGUAUAGUUUCCGGUGUUAUGGCGCCUGGCUGCCCAUACUUCUGUCUAGUUUCUCAGAGGCUCUGGGUGUGUUGUAAACUAGUGCGACCUGCCCAUGUGCUCUCUGACUGACUAUGCUGUUGCUGGUAGCACUGGAAGUCUUUGCUUACACUGUGGUCAGCAGCAAGACGAACGACCGCACUUUCACCGACGACAGAAGCCACAAACCAAGCCUGAACUACAGCAGUUUCUCGUUGCCAGAGGAGCACAUUCCUUACUUUCUCAACAGUAACAAGAAGGUCGCCGAGUUCUGCCGGGAGGACCCCCACUGUCCAUUCAAAGACGCACUGCGGGAAGGCAAGGCUUGCUGGGGUUACGAGAAUAACUGCUCCCCGGAGGACAGGUUCGGCUAUCCCGUCUGCACCCAAGUCGACUCGGGAUGGGCCAGCUCAAUUCAAGCUGCCCAGGAUGUGUUCUGGAAACAGGCGGAUUUUGGUUACGUGAGAGAGCGUCUAGACGAAAUGAAAACACUCUGCAAGCCCUCAAAUCCUGUAGAUUCCUCUCUGACCUGCAGCAGCCACAUGCGCUUCUGCAGAGCCACUAACCUCUACCUGGACCUGAGAAGUCCCCACAGAGCCCAUGAGAGGUAUAAGGAGGACUUCAUUCAGGCGGGGGAGAUUGGAGGUCACUGCAGUCUGAACACUAGGGCUCUGCUUGCAGAAGGACAACACAAGAGCCCACUCCAGUCCUGGUUUGCUGAGCUACAGAUGUACACAGAACUUAACUUCCACCCAGUGGAUGAUGGGCAUUGUGACAUCAUCAUUGAGCGGCCCACAAUCUUCAUGAAACUAGAUGCAGGGGUGAAUAUGUACCAUCACUUCUGUGACUUUGUGAACCUCUACAUCUCGCAGCAUCUUAACAACUCCUUCAGCAAAGAUGUCAACAUCGUCAUGUGGGACACUAGCCUGUAUGGAUAUGGGGAUCUUUUCAGUGAGACAUGGAAAGCAUUCUCUGAUUAUGAGAUUAUUCAUCUUAAAACAUUUGACUCUAAAAGGGUGUGCUUCAAGGACACUGUCUUUUCGUUGCUUCCUCGAAUGAGAUACGGCUUGUUCUACAAUACGCCAUUAAUUUCUGACUGCUAUAGUGAUGGAUUGUUCAGGGCGUUCUCACAGCAUGUCCUGCACAGACUACAGAUCCCCCAAAAUGGCCCGAAGAAUGGGAAAAUACGCGUCACAUUACUUGCAAGGAGCACAGAGUAUCGAAAGAUUUUAAACCAGCAAGAGCUUAUAAAUGCUUUGAAAACCGUUCCAUCAUUUGAGGUUAAACUGGUGGAUUACAAAUUCAAGGAUAUCUCUUUCUUGGAUCAGAUCAGGAUCACCCAUAACUCAGACAUCUUCAUCGGCAUGCAUGGGGCGGGCCUGACACACCUCCUCUUCCUCCCAGACUGGGCCGUCAUCUUCGAACUAUAUAACUGUCAGGAUGAAAGCUGCUAUCGAGAUCUGGCUCGACUGCGGGGAAUACAUUACGUGACUUGGCAGAAAAGGGACAAAGUGGUUCCUCAGGACAAGGGUCACCAUCCCACGCUGGGGGAUCAUCCCAAGUUCACCAAUUACUCCUUCGAUGUGGCGGAGUUCAUGCGCAUUGUCCUGCUGGCCGCCGAGCAUGUGCAGACCCAUCAGAAGUGGCGACGCAUACUCAAACACGAUGAGCUGUAAGGCCCUGGAAAAGAGCACAAACAGGGGAAGCACCCUGUGUUGAGAUGUCACAGAACACGCGCCUUGUGCACUCCUACGUGUGGGUUCAUUUAGGGACUCACAGAAUGACAGAGUAUGUCAUUCACAAAUGUAGGGAGAUAAUGAAUGUCUUGUUUUUGUAGCUGCUUGUUGUUGUACAUGUUGUUGUAUUCCUAAGUUAGGUGAAGUGGAGAAAUAGGCUGGCGUCCAGUAAUCGCUCACUAGAAUAUGAUUCUAUGCCCUCUAGAACCUAGACUUGCUGUGUUCUGCUUGUAAAGCAUUGGCUCCCCCCACUUUCAGUAUACCACUCCAGUUAUUUGCCCAAAUGACUAUAGUUGAAAUUAAAUGGCCCAAUAGAAUAUGUUGGUGCCUGUGUCACAUUUUAUGAAUUGAUGCAAUUAUAUUCAGACAUGACCUGCCAUACGUCAUUCAACUGCCCUCUCUGACACUCCAUUCUUGCCACACUCAUAUUAUGUCUAACAACAGUAUUUUCUGUGGGACACAGCUCUGUUGAUACCACGUGCAUCAUGAAUUCACCUCUGUAUUAAUGUGUGAAUCGACUGUAGCAUUGACUGAACUGUAUUUAGUCUCUGUAGGAUCAUUUGGAGCUCUUGUUAAUUCUUGUCUAACCAAAUGCGUUCUUCUCAUUUAUUUAAUGCUUUGUUAAGUUAAAUUUGACUUUUGGAUAGAUAAUGAAGAAAAUGGCAUCAAGUUAUAUUGAUAAUUUACUAUUUCAGCACAUAUAUGUGUCAUGCCAUACAUGUAUAGCACUCCAUUAUAUGUAUAAUGGAAAAUCAUUAAGAAAAAUGUUGACAUAGCAAGUUUCUUGAAGAAUAUAAAUUAUAUUACUGUAUAUUUGUAUUUGGUUGCCUUUUCUAAAACUACAAGGAAAUUGUCUAUGAAAUUACACCAGUGAGGAAUGUACUUCAUUUUCAGCUUUUUUAAAAACUGUAUUUCACUUAUCUAUGUUCUUUUGUAGUCUGCAUUCUUGUUAUCACAUUAAGAUACAGAAGUAUGUGUUACAAAGGAAUAAGUACAUUACUUGAAUGUGUGUGAUGCCCUUGAUAUUUGGAGGAAACUGAUUUGUUCAGAUGCAUUUUCUGUGUUGCCCCGCUAGUUUUUCUGAAUUGUUAUUUUAUUGAAGUGAAAUUUUAAAUCAGACUUUCUGGUUUUUUUUUUUUUUUUUUUUUGAAAAACAAAAAAAGCCAUCAUAUUCAGAUGCUUGUAGCCGAUCUGAAAGAGAAGUACUUAUACAAUCUGCGUUUACCCAUUCUCAGCUUCCCAGUCUGUUUAAUAAUAUUCACAGUGGAGUGAAUAAAUAAAUUAAGCUAUAUUCUGACAUAUAGUGCAAUGACACGUUUCCAUCAUCCUGCUCAGUUUAUAUAUACUGAUUCACCUUUUAAUAGACAGUGGCUUAUGCUGAGUUUUGCUGAUUUUGGGGAAAAUAUUACAGUUUUGUUUUCCCCACUAUAUUUUCGGGGCACCUCACCUGCAAGCUAUUGCUCUUGACGAAAGGGCAGUAAGUUUGAGCUUUUCAUUGUCACCAUCAUAAAUCUCUGUGACCUCAAAACUCAGCAGUGCAUCUGUGGUGGAUGCUGAUGCUGUCAUCCCACUAGAUGGCAGUCUAACACUGUACUAAUUUCAUUUGCGGGUACCUUUGAAAGUACUAAAGGGAUGGUGUAGGACAAUAUAGAGAUUAGAUUAUACCAUCUGCUGCAUUGAGAAGUGAAUCCUAUUAAAUGUCAGGAUGCCACCUGUAUUUAUAUAAAUUAAAACUGUAGGUGAGGCAAAUUAUUUCAUAUUACCCUUAAAUUAUGCCCAAGUGUCCACAAUAAUUUAUUGUAAGCUGGAUAUGCCUGUCUGUCUAAAGAUCCAUCCUUAGUAAACUUAAUGAAUUGGACAGGUGGAAGUGAAUGUGAAAUGUCACUUGAAAGAUGCUACUGUGGAGAGGAACUCCUGAAAGGGUCUCCUGACUGUGACCACAGAUUACAAAUGCUGACCUCCGAAAGAAAGGAAUGAUCUGUACUUCUGAAAUAAACUGAUAAUUACCAUCAUGA
Molecule: messenger RNA, 3817 nt
Organism: Anguilla anguilla (European eel)
Lineage: Eukaryota; Metazoa; Chordata; Actinopteri; Anguilliformes; Anguillidae
Gene: eogt
Product: EGF domain-specific O-linked N-acetylglucosamine (GlcNAc) transferase
Exons: 16
Coding region: 162-1742 (526 amino acids)
Cellular component (GO): endoplasmic reticulum lumen
Molecular function (GO): protein N-acetylglucosaminyltransferase activity
Source: RefSeq, a predicted model, not a curated record